UAUGUCGUCAUGACAGUUGAGUGACAAAUCCAGACGAGGGACGGCGGUUCCUGAAAAUAAAUAAUUAUCUCAGGAGAAAGUUUGCCAGAGCAGAUCAACACGCGCUCUCAGAAAGACGAACACGGGAAUUAUGGCGGGAAUUUGUAUCAAAUUUGGAACUCUUCUUCUUUUCAUUUCUUGUGUACAUGGUUAUGCAUACUAUAGAGGUCGAAUACCAAAUGGACAUAAAGUUCCUCAUCCCUGUAACCCGACAUCAGAUAAGUGGUUAGGUGUGGGGCACAUGCUGCCCGGGGGUAGGGGACCAAGAAAUCCCUUCGGUGACGACUUUGCAGCUAAUGGCCAAGAAUGGACCAAGAAGUUGUGUUUUAUGGACUCUGACGGUGAUGGCAGACAUAACGGUAUCGAGCUGGGCGAUCCCUGGUGUCAGUGGACCCCAGACAAUAACCACCCCCUCCAGCUGGCCACCUCCCACCCAGGUAUUUGCGACCCAUUAGAAAGUCCCAAAUGUGAAGGGAAAAACAACUGGUUGAAAUGUCCAGACUUUGCCCAGAGAUGCAACCAUGCCACAACUGAGCCAGGUGCCCAUCGUUUGGAGAUUCGUCUUCCUCGUCUGCACGUGCCCGCCAAGGAGCACAGCUACAUUUGUCUGGAAUACGAUCUCCCUGACAAGGACGACUACCACCUGACCGCAGGUUUACCAAUCAUCGACAACCAGGCCACAAUGGGCGGGGUUAUGGUCUUCGCUUGUGAAUCAAGUACUUAUACUCCUGCUUCGAAACAUCCUUAUGAAUGUGGGUUAAAGACUCGCGGAGACUGCAGACACUUGAUUGGAGGAUAUUCAGAGGACAUCCCAGGGAUCUGUUACCAUAGAAACGCGGGCAUGCGCAUUGGAAGAACUGGAUGUAGACAAAUAGUCAUUCAGAUUAAAUGGAACAAUCCAGAAGAAUACGAAGAUAUGUUUGAUUCCUCUGGUAUUGCUCUCUAUUACACCAACAAACUUCGCCGAUUUGACGUUGGAACAAAGAUCUUUUCUUCCACUCAUUUUACCAUUCCUGCACCAAGACCAAUCUACGCCAUAACAUCCAAUUAUCCCAGCGAAUGUUCACAAAUGCAAAUUAAAUCUCCCAUCUACAUAACCAGAGCUUUCAACCACAUGCAUAACUAUGGAAAACAAGAAAGAGUUGAAGUUAUUCGAGAUGGCCGUGUUGUCAAUCUAAUCACAGACGAAAGGUUUUACGACAUACAUAAACCCAAAACCUUUUGGCACACGAGUCCAGUUCAAGUUCUUCCCGGUGACAUUCUUAGAAUCACCUGUGUUUAUGACACUCGCGAACUGAAACAUCCGGUCAAAUGGGGUCUUCUUUCAACCAAUGAAAUCUGUGCUUCUACACUAGAAUACUACCCGAAAGGCAACUGGAUGGGAUCUACAUGUUCCAGCUUUAAAUCCAUUCCGCUGUGUAAAUUAGAAACGACUGGCGUGGCUAAUGGAUGCGAUUUUAAUGGCUUCUUUGGUGCAUUACAUAAAGAUCAAAGAACAUCUUCCCUGUUUCAGAACUGUACCAAUUUAAAUGUAUGCACACCAGCAUGUCGAACACUCGCUAAAGCAGCUACGUCACACCCUUGUUUGAAUGGAGAUAGUAUGGAUUUAUUGCGAUCACCUUUAACAGCUCCCAAUAAGAAAUUAAAAGUUUUCUUUAACGUACUUGAACUCUGUGGAGCAUACACACCACCCAAGCAUUCAAGCCAAUCAAGGAGACGAGGUCGAAAUAAUCUCAACAAUGAUACACAGGAGUCUAUGAGUUCCGGUAUCGGAGGAUCACUUCCGGGUCAUCUUGUAAGUGGAAUUGUACGGCUUAUGUCUAAGCGCGGAGAUCGUUAACCCUGCUUUGGUCCUGCUUGCUUUCAUACCAUCUAUUUAUUUUUACUUUGUGUGCUCUGCUGUUAAUAAAAGUCCUUGUCAGAAUAA
Molecule: messenger RNA, 1966 nt
Organism: Saccostrea cuccullata (small rock oyster)
Lineage: Eukaryota; Metazoa; Mollusca; Bivalvia; Ostreida; Ostreidae
Product: dopamine beta-hydroxylase-like
Exons: 9
Coding region: 131-1879 (582 amino acids)
Molecular function (GO): copper ion binding; dopamine beta-monooxygenase activity
Source: RefSeq, a predicted model, not a curated record